AUGCUUGUACCGUCUGUAGGAUACGCAAAGGAGCAACGGGUAAAGCGGGUAAUAGAGCAAGAGGAAAAGGAGCGCAGGGACCAGUCCAGGCUGUUGGCUGAGGAGAAGCUCAAGCCUUCACGUCACAUUCACUCAGCUCCAACAGCACAAACAGAAAUAAAGAGUGAUGAUACAACAUCCUCGUCUUCCAGCCCGCCAUCAAGGGCUACGGCAUCUACAAUACCGGUAUUUCAGCAAGACGACUCAGAUUCUCAAAAUGGAGCCUCAAAACACAACUUUCCCUUCAAUGAUGGCACCAUUGACCCAAGCCAAAUCGGCAGGCGUCCCAGCCACGAUGCUGGUGCAAGUCCCUGGGGGCUUGGAUACGACAAAACCACCAUCUUCGGGUUGCAACCACCCACACGUUCCGUGCCAUACUCCAACUACAACUUUGUCGAUGCUGGUUACCUCAAUCAACUUAGCCAUAUCGAUGUCAAGUACUUGACAGAAAAAGGCUGUCUCACCCUACCAUCGGACUCACUGCUGGAAGAGUUCUUCCACCAGUACUUCUCACAUAUCCACCCCAUCAUCCCUCUACUUAGCGAGGCGGAAUUCUGGGCAGCAGAUGCUCGCAUUCCUCUUCUCUUGAUUCGGGCCAUAUUGUUCAUCUCAUCUCCCUAUGUAUCGGCAUCAACGCUCCUCAGCCUGGGGUAUAGCAGCGUCCAAGCAGCUCACACUGAACUUUACACGUUAGCAAAGACCAUGACGCAAUUUGAUAUCCACAGAAACAAUGUCGUCAAUGCCCAAGUAGCCGUCAUGCUCACCUACCACUCACCCGCACCCAGCGACAUGACAAACACAUACUGGAUGGUAAACGCAGUUCAUUUCGCCCGAUGUGCUCGAGCAGACCAGUAUUAUACACUCAGCGAUGAUAACCCCACAAAGCUCAUCCUCAAGCGACUCUGGUGGUCCUGCAUAUUGCGAGACAGAGUCAUGUCUUUGAGCUUACGACGGCCAUUGAACAUUGGGUGCGACGAAUUCGACUUUAGUCUCCCAGGACUCAAUCUCGCCGACUUCUCGGAUGAAUUGGGAGUCUCCACUGUAUACGAUAGGCCAACGAGGCAGAUUUUAGCGCACAUGAUGUCAGCGUUCUGUGAACUCAUCAUUCCUUUGAACAAAGCUCUUACCAUACUCUACCCUGCUGCUGGCCCCAAGAUUGUCACCUCAGACGCGGACAUUCAGAAGGAAUCAGACGCUUGCGUUGAAACUCUACAGCUUUUGGAUGUUUGGUUCCGCAAAACAAGGGAACGAUUCGAGAUCUCCACACCAUCGAUCGGCGUCCACAAGUCAUUGACGAUGUUUACAAAGAUGACUUUUAUCUAUUAUUAUUCUGCAAGAGCGAGUUUAUGUUAUCAUAUGAUGUUAUUAUCCGUAUCCAGUCCCGGCCAUGCUUCGGAUGCGCAGAAGAAUGAUCUACAAGUGCAAGCAGAGAUGGAUUCUGCUUUGAAGGGCAUUACCGGAGUAUUCAUGCACUUGGCCCGCCUAGGCCUUGUCCAGUACUUGCCAAACACAUUUGUUACUUUCUCAGCGAUUCCUCUCAUCUGGCAAGUUCUGGAUGCAAAGAUACUCAAUACCGGAACACUCGCCGCAGACAACAAGCGCGACCUAAUGGUCUACACAAACGUUAUGAACAAAUUCCGAAGCCUUCAUGAAAAUGCCAACAACGUCCUAAAAUUCAUCAAACAAAUCAUCGCACACAUCCAAACAACAGAAUCUGUCGAAAUCGCCCAACAGGAGCAGCUCACAGACACAUGCUUCCCGCCCGAACUUCUAUCCAGCUUCCCACCUGGAGGCAAAAUGCAGGAGAUGGACAAGGGACCGAAAAAUAAAUGGGCCCAGUUGUUCGCCGGAUCGCCGCGGACUUAUCUUCGAAUUGCGUUGACGAUUCAGCAUUCUCUUUCGAGCGGUCACUUUCCGUCGGAGGAAGACUUUCCCAAGGCGCUGCAGAUGGUCAAAUUUGCGGAGGAGACGAUGGAUAACGGGGUUGAUGUUGGGCUGUACAAGUAUUUGCAGCAUAUGGAAGACUUCCUACUGUCUGCGUAA
Trichoderma virens Gv29-8 is the source of this 2082-nucleotide messenger RNA. RefSeq lists its product as uncharacterized. The coding region runs from base 1 to 2082 and encodes 693 amino acids. The transcript has 6 exons. Gene Ontology annotation, biological process: DNA-templated transcription. NCBI's taxonomy places the organism in Eukaryota, Fungi, Ascomycota, Sordariomycetes, Hypocreales, Hypocreaceae. Gene Ontology annotation, molecular function: DNA binding; zinc ion binding. The record is from RefSeq and is a predicted model, not a curated record.